UCUGAUCAUUUCUCAUUUGCUUUAGUUUUGUUUUCUUCUCCGAUCAGAUCCAAAAAGUAAAUUCGCUUUCCCUACGCUGCGCGAUGUCUCUCCGUCGUUCCAUCCUCGGCCUCCACCGCCAAACCAACAACCUCUCCCUCUCAAAGUCUUCACCUUUCUCGAUAACCAACAACAUCUCCUCCCCGUCCGCCGCCGCGAGGAACCCACUCGGAAGAGAAAUCUCCUCGAUCCCAUUUUCACUAACCCAGAGACUCAAACCCGACUCUAGGAGUACCGAUCGCGCGGUCGCUUCUCUCGGGCAAUCUCAGUUGGGUCGUCUCCCGUCUUCCAGAGGCUACAGCAACGCGUCUCUCGUACGGAAGAUCCCUGUUCUGUUUCACAUCAACGCGGGGAUGGAGGAGGUUUUGGCGGAUUACGUUCACCAAGAGCUGACCAGGAAUCUGAUGGUGAUCUCUCUUGGCUUGUUCCAGAUCAUCGUUAUCAAAGACGUCGUCGUGUUUCUUUUCUUCUGAGCAAAGGAAUCAUCUUUGUGUGGGGAUGACCUGUUAAUGAAAUAGUGAGCUUAAAAGUCAUUCCUUUCUUUUUAUCUUUCUUCUGUUAUGAAUAACAACAUUGAUGCAAUCGCAUAACCUUGCUUGUGUUUUCUCUUGUUUUUAAGUUUGGUCUGUUUGAUUCAGUUCGUAUUAAGGCUUAAGUGGAAUUAAAAGUGUGUGUGUGUGUUUUAAGUCCUUUACUUUCCUGGAUUGGAGACAGAAAAAUAAGAAUCUCUAUGAAGCUUUGAAUUGAAUAAAAGAGAAGUUUUCUCA
Molecule: messenger RNA, 806 nt
Organism: Raphanus sativus (radish)
Lineage: Eukaryota; Viridiplantae; Streptophyta; Magnoliopsida; Brassicales; Brassicaceae
Product: succinate dehydrogenase subunit 4, mitochondrial
Exons: 1
Coding region: 84-512 (142 amino acids)
Biological process (GO): tricarboxylic acid cycle; mitochondrial electron transport, succinate to ubiquinone
Cellular component (GO): mitochondrial inner membrane
Source: RefSeq, a predicted model, not a curated record